Molecule: messenger RNA, 3374 nt
Organism: Chroicocephalus ridibundus (black-headed gull)
Lineage: Eukaryota; Metazoa; Chordata; Aves; Charadriiformes; Laridae
Gene: LPAR2
Product: lysophosphatidic acid receptor 2
Exons: 5
Coding region: 817-1851 (344 amino acids)
Biological process (GO): adenylate cyclase-activating G protein-coupled receptor signaling pathway; regulation of metabolic process
Cellular component (GO): cytoplasm; plasma membrane
Molecular function (GO): lysophosphatidic acid receptor activity
Source: RefSeq, a predicted model, not a curated record
GCGUAAAUUCAGCCAUUCAUCCCGGUUCGCUCCCGCGCUACGCUGGCUGCAGGUUUGUUCCCAAGCGGCGAACGCCUCCCCGGAUGGCAAGGAGCUGAGCAGAAUUUUCCAUUUUUUUUGCAAGCAAGAGGAGUUGGAGGCGGCGGGACGCUUACACCUUUCCUUUCUGCAUAAAAGGACUCUGAACUUAGCAUGAACCCGGGGCAGCAGUUAACUGAGUAAGAAGGGACGACGGCGUACGUGUGCAGAUAACGCCGGCGAGGAGAAAAGCCGCGUUCCGCAGCUCAUUUUGCCUGGUGGUUCCUACCAAACUGCAAAAGCCGCGCUCGGUUUUCCAAGGGAGAGAGACUCCAGCGGAGUUUGAGGCAGCGUGAUUAGAGGAGAGGCUGUGUUUGCUUAUUGCUCAAGGAAAGGGGCCGCUGAAUUGUUGCAGCACGUAACUGGAGGCUUGUUUUACCGAGUAAACAAUGCCGGGUGGCAGCGGAGCGUCACACCAGCUCGCGGGACCGUCGCGGGCAUUAACCUGUCCGUCCACCCCUCCUGGACCUCACCCAACCCGCCCUGUUGCAGGGAUUUAGUUUGUAACCGACGCACGUUUGGGAGGAAUUUGCAACUUUCCAGCCUCUCCCCGGGCUCUACCCAGGUCUUUCCUAAAGAAACAUUUCCGACGUUGUCAUUAGGGGCUGUUUCUCUAAAUAUUUUAAAGCUCCGUGGUGCGGCUUUCUCACCCGACGGUUGGCAGCCCCAUGCCGGAGGAGGCUGGUACGGAGCCCAUUAGGCAGCGGAGACGGGGAGUUCAGCUGCAGGACAGCAGCGAUGAAGCACUGUUUUUACAAUGAGACCGUGGGGUUCUUCUACAACAACAGCCGCAAAGAGCUGACCACGUACUGGAGGACGAAGGAUGUCCUGGUGGUUGCCCUGGGCCUGACGGUGAGCGUCAUCGUGCUCCUGACCAACCUGCUGGUCAUCACCGCUAUCAUCAUCAACCGGCGUUUCCACUACCCCAUCUACUACCUGCUGGGGAACUUGGCAGCGGCCGACCUCUUUGCUGGCAUCGCCUACAUGUUUCUCAUGUUCCACACGGGGCCCAGGACAGCGGAGCUCUCCCUGAAGACCUGGUUCAUCCGCCAGAGCCUGCUGGACACCAGCUUGACGGCCUCUGUGGUGAACCUGCUGGCAAUCGCUGUAGAAAGGCACCAGACUGUGUUCACUAUGCAGUUACACAGCAAAAUGUCCAACCAACGCGUGAUGAUCCUCAUUUUCUGUAUUUGGGUCACGGCCCUGCUCCUGGGGCUCAUCCCCUCCUACGGCUGGCACUGUCUCUGCGCCCUGGAGAAGUGCUCCAGCAUGGCACCGCUCUACAGCAGGAGCUACCUGACCUUCUGGGCCAUCUCCAACCUGGUCAUCUUCCUCAUCAUGGUGGUUGUCUACACGCACAUCUUCAUCUACGUCAAGAGGAAGAUGACACGGAUGUCCAAGCAUACCAGCUUCCACCCCCGCUACAAGGAGACCAUGAUCAGCCUUGUCAAGACGGUCACUAUUAUCCUAAGUGCUUUUGUCAUCUGCUGGACUCCAGGACAAGUCGUGCUCCUCCUGGACGGCCUGGGCUGCAAGAGCUGCAACGUUCUAGCGGUGGAGAAAUACGUCCUUUUGCUGGCAGAGAUCAAUUCGUUGAUAAACGCUAUCGUCUACUCUUACAGGGACAACGAGAUGCGGAGCACCUUCCGGAGGAUCCUCUGCUUUGUCUGUUAUAGGAAUUCCAAAUACACCCCCACGGUGGUGAAGUUGAACACCGCAGACCGCAGAACGCUGUCUCAGAACGGGCACUUUACCGUGGAUUCCUCUAUUUAGCUCUUGAACAGUGGCCACUUCCUGAGCGAAAAGAGCAGAGGCUGAGAGCGACCUGCUUCUAAAGCAGCAGAGACUUCUUUUUAUGUGCUCAAGCAUAAAUAUUUCUAUAGAAUUCCUUGUCAUCGGUAAAGGACAGGAUGCUUUUAAGGAACUGCUGGAUGGUGCGUUAUUUAGGACAAACAUACUUUGAGUAGUACCCUUAUUAAAGACUGCUAUUUCUAAUGCAAAGUUGAUUUAAUUUCGCAGCAGCUAGAACUAUGCUGUGUGCAACAGGAACCUCGUGCGAUCUCGCAACGAGCAAAGCAUGUUCCCUGGUAUUUCAGUAUCGUUGCCUUCAGAAAGUCGUUCCAGCGGUAGCGUACUCCAAAGAGCCGAAGCUCUUCAGCUUUACGCGUCGCUUCCUAAAGAGAGCUGCUUAGUGUUAUCCCCAGAGAGUCUUAUUCAGGUCGUGUUCCACCCGCUUCAGAAGCUGUAUUCUUCUUAAGGCUUCUUCCGAGAGGGGAAUCUGCUUGAUUUGCUUCCUGAGAAGCAGAUUCCUGCCCUCCGAAGUGUCUGUUGCCGAAUUUCAAAGCGCUGGGGGCUUGUGGAGGCUGUCGUAGGAGCACCUAAUGCCUUCCUAAAGUGCAGAGCGGUGCUGUUAACUGGCUGCAGUCGUGUUUGUGUUCUGCGAAGUGAUACCCUGUGGCGUUCACGAGUUCGUUGCCUAUUCAUAAAUGCGGAGUGAGUCAUGUUCCCACUCAACCAUCUUUCUACGCGCUGGAAGCCCUUUGGGACAGGUUUAGGUUAGGUUCCAAGGCAAAAAAAAAAAAAAUCACUAUUUUGCCUUAGGUUUUAAUGUGCGGUUUGUACCUUAAUACUCAACCGCUCCACUAAUGCGUUAACGGGCUGCUCAAACGUAGUCUUUCUCUCAGCAAAGCACCAUCAGAAAUUAGCAGUAUUAAUGAAUAUUAGCGCACGCAGGUUCUAGUUCUCUGAGUAAGGCGGUUGGCCGCAUGCGAGACGCGAUGUGAACUGUCGCGCUUGAUGGCGAGGCCACGACUGGAGGGCAGAGGCUCAGCAAUAUUCACAUCGAACAAUAGUCACGGUGGGGGGAAAAAAAACUGGAAACACUUCUCCAGGUUUCCUUCGCCUCCUGCUGCUAAACUUUUAACGGUGUGAAUGUGCCCGUGCCAGUCCAAAAUCCGAAGUCAGUGGCUGCUGGGAGCGCAGAGAGAGACUAACGGAAGGCAGGGUUUGAAAUAUUGUCUAAAUUUAUAGGUGUGGGGUUGUUUUUUUUUUUUUAAAAUAGCCCUGUUUGUCAGACGAUCAGCUUCCUGACUGAUCACCUCAGCUGGCUUCGAAGAGAAGACAAUUUACUGGAGGCGUUGUUAUUCAAACGUGGACUUUUUCUUGCAGAAUGUGGUCAGGGAGUGACAGCGUUAAGGUGACAGUUGCCUAAAACAGUCUUGGAAUAUGGUUCCCAUCUCUGUGUCCCAGAAGCUAUUUGAAUAAAUAUUUUGUCCUGGGUUUUAGGAAGGGAAAAA